AUGGUGCAAGCAGCCAAAAAAGCCAGGAAGAUUAUGGAGCAGCCGCAGUACAAAAACAUUAUCCUAAACAAGCAAUUUCUUGGCCCGUCCGUGCAAUCUGACGCCGAAUGGCUUGUGAGCGUUAAAAACUGCGUUAGAACUGAAUCUCACCCUCUGGGUACUUGCGCCUUGAUGCCUAAGGACCAUGCAGGUGUUGUUGACCCUCAACUCAAAGUUUACGGUACAGAAAAUUUGAGAGUUGUGGAUGCCAGUGUUAUUCCAAUUCAGAUUGGAGCUCACCCAGCGCUUACAAUUUACGCAAUUGCAGAAAAAGCAGCCGAGUUGAUCUUAAACCCCACCACCAAACCUCUCCUCCCAAACCUUCUGCAAUAA
Molecule: messenger RNA, 372 nt
Organism: Puccinia triticina
Lineage: Eukaryota; Fungi; Basidiomycota; Pucciniomycetes; Pucciniales; Pucciniaceae
Exons: 4
Coding region: 1-372 (123 amino acids)
Molecular function (GO): flavin adenine dinucleotide binding; oxidoreductase activity, acting on CH-OH group of donors
Source: RefSeq, a predicted model, not a curated record